Gracilinanus agilis (Agile Gracile Mouse Opossum) is the source of this 1895-nucleotide messenger RNA. It is a transcript of the gene ACER3, whose product is annotated as alkaline ceramidase 3. The transcript is spliced from 11 exons. The coding region runs from base 106 to 915 and encodes 269 amino acids. NCBI's taxonomy places the organism in Eukaryota, Metazoa, Chordata, Mammalia, Didelphimorphia, Didelphidae. Gene Ontology annotation, cellular component: endoplasmic reticulum membrane. The record is from RefSeq and is a predicted model, not a curated record. Gene Ontology annotation, biological process: ceramide metabolic process; phytosphingosine biosynthetic process.
CUGAGGCGGGGAGGCCCGGGAGGCCGAGGAGGCGGAGCCGGCCAAGGCUGCCUGAGUGACGGCGGCGGAUAGCCCGGCUCGGCUCAGCGGGGAGGCAGCGGCGCCAUGGCCCCGCUGGGGUCGGACCGAGUGGGCUACUGGGGCCCCACCACGUCCACCCUGGACUGGUGCGAGGAGAACUACGCCGUGUCCUUCUACGUGGCCGAAUUCUGGAACACUCUGAGUAACCUGAUUAUGAUUUUACCUCCAAUCUAUGGUGCCAUUCAGACAGUCAGAGAUGGACUGGAAAAGCGGUACACAGCUUCCUAUUUGGCUCUUACAGUGGUAGGAUUGGGAUCAUGGUGCUUCCACAUGACUCUGCAGUAUGAAAUGCAGCUAUUGGAUGAACUACCCAUGAUCUACAGCUGUUGUAUUUUUGUCUACUGCAUGUUUGAAAGUUUCAAGGCCAAGAACACAGUCAAUUACCACCUGAUUUUUAUAUUAGUGCUAUUCAGCUUAAUAGUAACCACAGUUUACCUAAAAGUUAAAGAGCCUAUAUUUCAUCAGGUCAUGUAUGGACUAUUGGUUUUUGCUCUAGUACUGCGGUCUAUUUAUAUUGUUACAUGGGUAUAUCCAUGGCUUAGAGGACUGGGUUAUACAUCCUUAGGCAUAUUUUUAAUGGGAUUUUUCCUUUGGAAUGUAGACAACAUCUUUUGUGAAUCACUGAGGAGCUUUCGAACAAAGAUGCCACCUUUUGUGGGUGUUUUUACACAGCUACAUGCUUGGUGGCACAUUCUUACUGGCCUUGGCUCUUAUCUUCACAUCCUUUUCAGCUUGUACACAAGGACACUUUAUCUGAGGUACAGACCAAAGGUGAAGUUUCUCCUCGGGAUAUGGCCCACGAUCCUGGUCGAGCCACCGAAGAAGCACAUAUGAGAAGAGGUCCCACGAAGAAAGCACAACCACCCACUGCCGGCCUGGUUGCCUUGGGGAGAUAGUCCCCUGACUUUUCAAGCUUCCGUAUUAAACAUUGGAACAUUGGACCAGCCCCUGUGGUGCAAGGAUGAAUGUCUGACCAAUACCACCAGGCCAGAAACAAGAGUGAGAAGCGGGCGCACGGCUCUUAGUGUGUCAUUUUCUCCCUCACGCUGUCUAAAAGGACACCAAUAUGAUUUUCAUGUAUAUAUUGAAGGGCUGCAGAAAUUGGGCUUCUUUAAUGAGCUGGUCAUAGGUCACUGUCCAGUGGUCACUAGACAGCUACUUUUUCCCCCUUUGAUUUGGCCUGAAUCUCUAAUAUGUAACUUUUCCCUGUGAUUUUAAAUGAAUAUGCAAUUGAAUAAUGGAAAUUGCUGGCUAGAGUGGAGCCCGCCUAAGUAUCUCCCUGGAUGCUUAGUAGUGAACUUACUGUCUAAGUACAUCCCCCCUUCAUUCAGACACUUGUAGAAGGAACCAAGGUGAGAGGGUCCGACGGAGGUUAUUUCUGCUCUCCCCGGGAGCCACACAUCACCUCGGCCCCUGCGCCCCGUUGUACAAGCACUUUCCACACAGCACUGGCCCGUCCUGGAUCACAGACUCCCCAGAGCACUAAGUAUGUCACGGCCAGGACCCUCCAUGACCUGGCUUCACCCUUUGUCGUGUCAUUUUGGCCAAGGGCCCAAGUCACCAAUCAGUCAUUAACAUUCCUCCCUCUAGUGCUUCCCCCAAGUGAGUUACCUCCCAGCGCCCUUGGAAGUGAUUGCACCUCGGCUUCUGUUUUCAGGGGACCAGUUCCUAGUCCUGGGAAGAUACUCUAAUACCCUCUAAGGAGGCUGUGCCAAACAAGCCCAGUAAAUCAGGGUUGGAGCUGGAUAGUUGGGCUGUGAUUUGUUUUUCUUCCUUAGACUCAUUAAAGGUGAUGUUUCUAACAUGUGUCCACA